This is a messenger RNA of Lachancea fermentati, 597 nucleotides long. Lineage: Eukaryota; Fungi; Ascomycota; Saccharomycetes; Saccharomycetales; Saccharomycetaceae. The record is from the annotation of a GenBank genome assembly.
AUGAGUGAAAAAGAGUUACUUGAAGUAGAUGAUUUAGAUGUGGAUGAAGAUGUUAAUGAAUUUGAUGAUAACCAAGAAGGAGCCAUCGAUGACUCUGCUUUAUUCAAAGACCCCGGGGAAGAAGAUGACGGGAAACCGCGAUUAGAGAAUGGUGCAGAUAAACUCUUUGAAAUACCAGAGUUCACCAGAAAGGAUAAGACCCUUAAUGAAAUCCUAAAUAUGAUGGAAGACAAUCCUCCCAUUAUCCCAGAUGCAGUUAUCGAUUACUAUCUUACCCGAAACGGAUUUGACUGUGCAGACGUUAGAGUCAAAAGACUACUUGCACUAGCAACACAGAAGUUUGUAAGUGAUAUUGCAACUGAUGCGUAUGAAUAUUCUCGCAUACGAUCUGCUAUUACAGUUCAUAACUCUAACAAUGGACAAGCAAGAGCAAGACAAUUAAUUCUUGGACAGCAACAGCCGGGGCAACUCACACAACAGCAACAGCAGCAAAAUGAAAGGACAAAGGCCAAUAAGGUGGUUUUAACUGUUAAUGACUUGAGCAGUGCAGUUUCCGAGUACGGCUUAAACAUUGCUAGACCAGACUUUUAUCGUUGA